UUUCGCAGGCUCUUCACUCCCGCAAAUUCAACUUGGUCCCUCACUCCCGCUACGCGAGAGUGGUGAUAAUGCGUUAAUUCAACGAGAUGCUUUCCUUGACUCACUGGUCUAUAACAUGACGGUUCCUGAACUCGUGAUGCAAUUACACCUCACAUCCGCCGCCACAAUAGUAGGGCAGAGCUCAAACAUCAGCAUUGGAAUCGUGCAUGAUUUGUACCCCACCAAUUCCUCCCAGUAUAACACCCUCCAGCGCUCCAAUCUCGAAAAAUCUAGAUUGGGAAUCCCGGUCCUGCAGUUUGGGGAGUGUCUGCACGGCGUAGGUAGUUACAGACAAUCCAUGUUUCCACAGAGUCUUGGGAUGGCAGCGAGUUUUGAUACAGACCUUGUAAAGAGAGUCGGGCGAGCGAUUGGAAGUGAAGCGCGCAGCUUGGGCAUCGGUGCGUGUUUGAGUCCGGUGCUUGAUUUGGGGCUCGAGGCGAGAUGGGGACGGGUGCAGGAGGGAUGGGGAGAGGAUGUGCUGCUUACGAGUCAGAUGGGUGUUGCUAUGGCGUCUGGAUUGUCGAAUGAUGGGCAGUGGGGGAGCUGGGAUGCUGUUGUGCCUGUUGUAAAGCAUUUCGCAGCCUACGGCAGUCCUCAAGGUGGGAUAAACGGUGCGCCAUCCAUGCUCCUUGGUACGAGACAGGUAAUGCAAGAUAUGCUGCGUCCUUUCAAAGCAGUGAUCGAUUUAGGAGGAGCUAGAGGCGUCAUGAUGGCGUAUUCGGAGAUUGAUGGAACUCCAAGUCAUGUUCAUCCAAUGCUUUACAAAGCGCUGGAGGGGUGGGGCUUCGAUGGUUUUGUUACGGCGGAUGAUAGUGGAAUGGUUAUGCUUGAGCAACGGCAUUGGGUUGCGGGGAGUCCUGGGGAGGCGAUCAUGCAGUGGUUUAAUGCUGGUGGAAUGAUCCAGUACUAUGACUACCCGUUUGAGGUUUUCCUGAACGCAACCGUUGAGCUUGUUGCGAAUGGUUCCGUGGCACUUUCAACGUUGCAGUCGCACGUCCGCAAGAUCUUGGGCGUGAAGUAUGACCUCGGACUUUUCGACAGCCCGUAUAUCCCUGAAAGCAUCAACUCGCAAGCAUUGACAGAAGCUCAUAUUCCGUUGACUCUCGAGGCAGCACAGAAGAAUAUUGUUUUGCUUGAGAACAGGAACAAAACUCUGCCUAUAAAGCCAGCCAAGCAGAAUAUCAGCAAAAUAGCUCUCAUUGGGCCGUUUUCGGAUACAAUGAACUAUGGUGGAUAUUCAGACCAAUAUGGCGCCUCACCAACAUCACAUUCCACCACAAUCCGACAAGCAAUCCUCUCCUACAUCUCCGCUAACGCCUCGAAUGUAUCUCUCGUCUCCAGCUGGGGCGUAAACGACUGGUAUUUCAUCGCCCAGCGCCCUAUCCAAGGCUAUCUCCUCUCCACUCCUGGUGGCGAGAAAGGUGGACUUCAAGGAACUUACUUCGCCGAACUGAACUUUAAAGACCCGAUCUUCAUACAGCAAGAAACGCCAAAUCGGGACUGGGGAUUGACUUCACCGAAUGGGUUGCCGUCGAAUAACUUCAGCGUUGUUUGGGAAGGAUGGCUAGAGGUCCCAGUUGAUGGUGAUAUGGAUGGGUGGAUUGGUGUUGCGACGAGUGCAAAUUGUACCGCGAAGUUGUACAUCGAUGAUGUGCUUGUUCUUGGCUCGCCGUUUUCACGUAAGAGCACGAUUCAGUCGAAUAUCCCGGGUCUGAAAUACACGCAACGACACUCAACUGAUGCACCGGCUGGUGGCUCGCCGUUUACGUUCAGAAAGGGGGCAGUGCAUAAGGUACGUCUUGAGUUUCAGGCAUUCAAGAUGGAAGGGGAUCGUGAGAACGUCCAGACCUUCAACUCGAAAGUUGAGCUGUUCUGGAACUUGGUUGAUAGGAAUCACUCCAUUGAGAAGGCUGUGGAAAUAGCUUCCGAUGCAGAUGUGAUUCUCUUAACAGUCGGCGCAAACUGGGACUCCGACGGCGAAGGUGGCGACCGCUCCACACUUUCCCUCUCAGCAAACCAAACCCUGCUCACCUCGCGCAUCUUCUCUCUCACCAAGCCCGUAAUCGUAAUCCUUCAAGGCGGACGUCCAUUCGCGAUCCCGGGAUUCUAUUCCCGCGCCGCUGCGGUUAUCAAUGCUUUCUUCCCAGGCCAGUCAGGGGGCCGGGCGAUUUCAGAUGUACUGUUUGGGAUCACGAAUCCUGGGGGGAGAGUCCCGAUUAGCGUGCCUAGGGAUGUGGGGACGCUGCCGAGCCAUUAUUGGUACAAGGAGACGGCGAGGGCGAAUGUUUACUUGGACGAGGAGUGGCAGCCUUGUUAUAGUUUUGGGUAUGGGUUAUCCUACACGACAUUCACCACGAGUGGGUUUCGGGCUUGGAGUAGUGGUGGAAAUGAGACGUUUGGGGUUGGUGAUGUGAUAUUUUUUGGGGUUGAGGUGGAGAAUAUGGGGGAUGUGGAGGGGAGCUAUGUGGUACAGGUUUAUUUGUUGAGGAGGAUGAGCAGUGUGACGCAGCCUGUUCGGAAGCUUAUGGCCUUUCAGAGGGUAUAUUUGGGUCCUGGAGAGAAGAGGGUGGUGAGGAUGGAGCUGGAAGUUGAUCGUUAUUUGCUGAUUUUGAAUCGAGAGUGGGAAUGGGAAUUGGAGAAGGGGAGGUAUACGUUUGCGUUGUUGGAGGACGCAAGUCCAGGGGCCGAUCGGAGUGUGAAUGCUACGCUAAGGUGUGUUUGAUGGAGGGUGUGGUUAUUCCUGAGAUUGGAUGUUUUAAGGAAGUGCCCUAUGAGAAGAACAUUCCUCUUGAACUGGUUCUGGAAAGUAGGUACCAAUAAGGAGAUGUGUGCGAAUUUCUCCUCCCCUCAAUGCAGCACUCGAACAUGCGAUACCGGCAUCUCGCAGAUCGUACAACUCGACAAUAUCGAUGUGCGACCCUUCUUCUGUUGUGCAACUGAGCUAGGCCAAGAGACAAGGUCACGUACUUACGGCCAGUAGCCUUUGCAAUUUAAGCAAAUCUAGCCUUCGCCGAAGACUCGAAAGUGC
Molecule: messenger RNA, 3067 nt
Organism: Hyaloscypha bicolor E
Lineage: Eukaryota; Fungi; Ascomycota; Leotiomycetes; Helotiales; Hyaloscyphaceae
Product: glycoside hydrolase family 3 protein
Exons: 6
Coding region: 116-2761 (881 amino acids)
Biological process (GO): arabinan catabolic process; xylan catabolic process
Cellular component (GO): plant-type cell wall
Molecular function (GO): xylan 1,4-beta-xylosidase activity; alpha-L-arabinofuranosidase activity
Source: RefSeq, a predicted model, not a curated record